Sphenostylis stenocarpa is the source of this 240-nucleotide messenger RNA. The record is from the annotation of a GenBank genome assembly. Lineage: Eukaryota; Viridiplantae; Streptophyta; Magnoliopsida; Fabales; Fabaceae.
AUGGGCCUAUGUAUGGGUCGGGUUCGUAGUAGCAGACGGACAAUUAAAGUACGUGGGGUCUGCUUGGUGAAGCGAAGUAGACAGCAAGGCGCCGUGGGUCUUGCGAGCUUCUGGGCGUAUACGAAUCUCCUCGAUUCCUCUAUAUGUAAGGAAAUAGCUACAUCCAAAAGAAAGAAAAGGGGCAAUGGUCGCCCUGGACUCUCCCAACAGUCUUUCGCCUUUUUCAGGCCUUCGCCUUAG